AACGGUUCGACAUGUAAUGCGACAACAUUUCUAAUAAUGAAGUUUGAAAAAAAUGGAUGUCACCUGCAAUCCUGAAAGCAAUAUUGAUUAUCGAAAUACAACAAUGACAGUAUCAGAGCAAUAUUUUAAUCUGAAUCGUAUCUAACCCACAAUGCCCUCCUUCGUCCCUCCCCCUUUUAGGCACGUAUAGCAUCCGACCUGAAGGAACUGAGGGACCAAUCCGUGUUCGCGUUCUUCAUGAUGAACGCCCUUUUCGUACUGAUCGUCUUCCUGCUGACCCUAAAGAAGGACUACUUGCACGUGAAAUGGCCAUUCGGCGUGAAGACGAACAUCACCUAUGACGAGAGUACCCAGGAGGUACAUAUAACGAAAGAGUACCUCCAGCUGGAACCAAUAGGAUUGGUGUUUGUGUUUUUCUUCGCAUUGAUUUUGGUGAUUCAAUUCGUCGCUAUGUUGUUCCAUCGAUUUGGAACAUUAGCCCAUAUCUUAGCGUCGACUGAACUAAACUGGUCCUGUACAAAGAAGAAGGAAGAGAUGUCUCCAAAUGCUCUAUUAGAUAAACAGGCUGUUGAAAUCGUGAAGCAACUACAGAAGCUACAGGGUAUCGAUGGAGAUUACGACAACGACUCAGGAUCUGGGCCAGACAGGAUAGGAAGAAGAAAAACCAUUCAUAACCUAGAAAAAGCAGCGCAGAAGAAAAGACAAAUUGGAACGUUAGAUGUUGCGUUCAAGAAGAGAUUUGCAAAAUUGAACGCCAAUCCUGACGGAGGUACACCAGUAUUGAGCCGCAGGAUGACGAUGCGGCCUGAAACAAUGAAAGCUUUGGAAGUGCGUGUCAAUUCUGUGAUGGCCGAACGUCGCAAAUCACAUAUGCAGACCUUAGGAGCGAAAAACGAAUUCCAAAAUAACAAUGUGACAAGGAACCAUAGAAGUAGCGUAGCUAGCAGUAUUCCAGCUAAGGAGGUAUUUGAAAAUGGGCACGUCAACAAGGCAUUCGUUGAGGAAGAAAUAUACGGUAGCAACAGUGGUAGUAGAAGUUCUCUACCAAGACCACCAAGACCUGCACACAGCAUCGCUUGGGGUAACACCAGCAGAAUGUAGCAACUUAAUGGAUCAAUGUCAGAUGCUAUAACUGCCGCUCUCAUAUGUAUGGACCGACGUCAAAAAAGUUACCUUUCUGAGAGCUAAUCCAUUAAAUUUCAUAUGUAGCUACCCCCAGACGUACAAAGUGGCCUAAAAUGGCUGGACAAUAUAUUAUAACAAAUUAAAGCGAAAACUGGCAUUUACAAGUAUCACGUCAUAUCUUCUUAUACGUAAAAAGAAGAAGAGAGUUCCAGUCUCAUUGUCAAACAAGUUUUUCCAAUUCUACGACUUAUUACACUGAGGUGCUAAACACCUUAAGUAUAUUUUAUGUAAUUCUCGACAUUAAUGUCAUAGCCAAUUAGACGAAGGUUUCAUAUGGAAAUGAAAAAUUGGUCUACAAACAGGCAACUGUUUGAAUUUUUGAAAACAGGGAUGCUGAGUAAAUCCAGCACGUUAUCCACAAAUUUUAGGACACCUUGUGUAAGUGCGAAGUGUGCUAGUCAAGGGAUCCAUAUUUAUGAAUGCUCUCACUUGUGAAUAGACUAGUCAAAUAAUGUCUUAAACCUGCGGUACGCUCUCAAAUUCAGAUUAUUCAUGGAGACUAAUUAAAGGGUUAUCUAGAAAAUAUAUAUAGUAAAUAAUAACUUUUUUGAUAUAGCCGCCGCUAGGAUAAUAAUUUGUAACAUAGUGGAAUGAAAAAGCUCUGACCCUAACGAAGAUUCAAGUUACCGCAUAUAUCAAAACAAACUGAGACGCUACAUUAUUAUAGAGGGUGAUCCAUCUGUUGAUUAAUUUUCAAAUCGAUGGUUAAAAUGAAAACGCAGACUUCUUUUUCAAAACGGGUUUUUUUAUUUUAGAGUACUGUCCUUCCGGCUAAUGAUGAAACACAAUCUCAUUCAUACGCGACCCAAUUUUUCAGUACAUUUUCCAAAGUCCGGCAUUAUCUCACCAAUGGCUGCAUGAAUAUUGGUCUUCAAUCGAUGGAUCACCCUUUAUUAUUAUGCUCAGUGAAAAUUCGGAUUCACGUAUUUUUAAAGUUUGUGAAACAACCAAGUGAUUCUCUACCAGUUUUACUCACAAAAUUGUGUUGGUAUAUGUAAUAUUUAAUUACCCGACAACGACAUUAUGAUUUUUAUGAUUAAAAAAUCGAUUUUCUUCUCUUUCAUUUCGUUGACCUCCCGUAUAUUUUUUGAGUAUGCACAGUGUGCAAUGUUAGUUAUCUUUUCAUAGGCAAAACCAUGGACAUUUUAUCGCACUGCCAAACUACGUACAUCUAAAAAUACUCAUUGUCGAUUUUUUGUAAAAAAAUUUUAUACUUUUUGUACAUACUAGGUUUAAUCGCUUUUCGUAUAUUUUUACAUUUUCAUCUUUUGUAUUUAUUUGUUAUGAUGCAAGAUUUCAAGCUCAACUGCUCUCCUUUACGUACUUACUAGUUGCGUAUUGUAAUUUAUGUACUUUUUUAAUUAUGUGAUGUGGUUAAUAAAACUAUGUAUAUAA
Acanthoscelides obtectus is the source of this 2580-nucleotide messenger RNA. The record is from the annotation of a GenBank genome assembly. Lineage: Eukaryota; Metazoa; Arthropoda; Insecta; Coleoptera; Chrysomelidae.